This is a messenger RNA of Acaulospora colombiana, 2012 nucleotides long. The record is from the annotation of a GenBank genome assembly. NCBI's taxonomy places the organism in Eukaryota, Fungi, Glomeromycota, Glomeromycetes, Diversisporales, Acaulosporaceae.
CUCCACCGACGAAUAAUCCUCAAAAGGGAAAUGAUCUCCUCUUGCUUUAUAUCAUUGACUACUGUGACAAACGGAAAUUCAACGAAUCCGCUGCCGCUCUGAGACGGGAAGCUGGUGUGAAACCCAACCAAAAAGUUCCUGUCGACUCUCCAGAGGGCCUGUUAUACGACGCCCUCCAGAGUCUGACUCAACGAAGAUUCCCAAAUGCGAGAGAGCAUGGCAUCGCUCCUGGAAGAGCUGUACCAGGACGGGGUUUCUAUCCUCAAGACCCAAGUUCCAUACCAGGUCAACCUCCCUACUCCCAUGGCCUCAAUGGCAUGCCAACUGGCGCACCGGGCAUUUCUGCAAUGACCCCCCUCCAAGACCCCUCCUUACAACAUUUACAACAAGGCCGAAUGCCCGGCGCAAGAGGGCCUGGCGCUCCCGGAGCACCAAAUACUCAACCAGAAGGCUCAACUUCAGCGCAACCGGGGCCUCAGGCGCAGCAGCAACGCAUGACGUUGCCAAACGGACAUCCUCUACCGCCCAACGCCACCGCUCGACCUGGCCAGAUGCAUUCCAACUCUCCUCAAAAUGCUGGCAAUGGCAUGACAGCAAGUCCCCAGCAAGCCACAACAACCAAUUUAUCCGAUAUUCCACCUAUGCAUUUGGCAGAUCUCGCACGUCAAGUUGGGGCCCCGCCUACGAAUCCCCAUCAGCUCCCGGAAGAAAUGAAGGGAGAAUUUUCACCUAAAGGCGACUCGCCGCCCGAUAAAAAGAAGCCGAGAAUAUCGCCACAAGAACCAGGCAUGCCCCUUCCGAGUACUCCAUCCCUAGCUGCCGCACAACCACCACCACUAGGUAAUCGGUUACAAGCUGGGGGGCCCCCUCCUGGGGGCAUGGUCAUGGGGGGGACCAAUCAACCUCCAAUGCCGGGCGGGCCGCCAUUCACAACUAUGCACUUGGGCAAUCCCAACCAGCCUCCGAACGCACCUCCGAUUCCAAUUGGUGCUCAGACGGUAGUCAACGGUCAACCAAUGCCCAACAUUAGUGGAGCAACGGGUCCCAUGGCAGCUCAGAUACAACAAUAUAAUCAGCGAAACCAAGCUACCCUUCAACCAGAUCAUCAGCAACAUCUUAAACAGUUGCAACAAAGUACGAUCAAUGGAUAUAACCCUAGGGCGAGCUAUAUACCACCUCCGAAUCCAGGGAUGCCUACAAACCUCACUGCCGGCGCUGGUGGCACAGUCCCGUCAGAACAAGUUGCCCUUGGUACACCAGGCUCUAGGCCACAAAUGGGACCCACCGGUCCCCCCAAGGGAGCUAUGCUCCCCCCUCCUGCUCCCAACUCGACGAUGCAACCAACUGGGGCUACUAAUACCAAUGGACCAAACUCUGGCAAAGGUACACCGGUUAUGGCAGCUCGGAUCAAGGAAGGCUCUAGUCCGGGUGGAAUAGAAGGUGUUUCUCCUGAAAAUGCGCGCCCUGGUAGCCGGCCCAUACCUGGGUCAACCCCACAAGCUGUCUCAGCAGCCCCUACACCUUCAAAUCCCAUUACUGGACCACCUCUCACUCCUGGCCGACCCUCAACAAUAUCUGCACCAUCCCCUGGUCUAAUGGGACAACCACAACAAUUAAGCCGCCCACAAAGUCAAUCCCCAUCUGGCCUAUCUGUCCCCCGUGCGCCAACAUCCACACCGUUACAACCUGCCCUAAACCCGAGCGUAAUUCAAGCUCAAAACUAUCAGACCGCAGGGGGACCCUUGGGUGGACUCAAUGGCGUUCCCAACCCCAAUAGUUCUUUAUCCGCACCUGCAUCUCUCAUGCCUGUUACGCUAGGGAAUCCGAGCGCUGGCCUUGCAGGACCUGAUACCUCUACAAGUGACCUCUUUGGCAUGAGUCUUGAUCUGCAAAUGAUGAAUUAUCCGGACGACUUCGGCCAAAGUAUGACUCUCGACUUUGGUUUAUCAGACGAUUUUUACUCGUACAUUGAUGAGGCGGCGACUUUGGAUUCGGGUCCCGGCGGUCCAUGA